Phyllopteryx taeniolatus (common seadragon) is the source of this 8100-nucleotide messenger RNA. RefSeq names its product Rap guanine nucleotide exchange factor (GEF) 6 (gene rapgef6). Gene Ontology annotation, molecular function: guanyl-nucleotide exchange factor activity; protein binding. The transcript has 32 exons. Gene Ontology annotation, biological process: positive regulation of GTPase activity; positive regulation of ERK1 and ERK2 cascade; Ras protein signal transduction. Gene Ontology annotation, cellular component: plasma membrane; apical plasma membrane; endocytic vesicle. The coding region runs from base 592 to 5616 and encodes 1674 amino acids. The record is from RefSeq and is a predicted model, not a curated record. NCBI's taxonomy places the organism in Eukaryota, Metazoa, Chordata, Actinopteri, Syngnathiformes, Syngnathidae.
GCGUCAAAGUACGUGGCGUUUCAAUUUACCAGUACUACACGCCGAAUUUAUAUUUUAAAACGUUAAAACAGGUGAAGUGAUUUUAUUAAGAUGGCUUAAAUCCGUAGUAGUAGAUCGAAUUAUAAAUUAUGGGUUUUUUUUCCGACCCAAGUCGCUGUUCGUCGCCACCGGUUUCCUCCCCGUCCAGGUGUACUUGAACGCAGCGCCCCUUUACUGGCAAACAGAUGUAUGUCGUCAACUCGCCACAUUUGCUCCUUUCUCCGGGAGGAGGGGACCAAAAUCUCCACCGUUCGGAUGGAACUCGCGGCGGCAGCGGUCGAGAUGGACGUACGGAGCCCAUGACGCACCGGAUACAACUUUGUGGCACUUUUAAACGGAUUACGACGCUGUUUUGGGUGCAUUUUUAGUUAUCUUUUUUUUUUAUUUGGGCGUGUUUUAACUGCCCGGUUGGUGGGGAGUUGGCUGAAAAAGUUCUCCGUCCAUGCACGCCCGGGCGAGGACGAGCUCCACCGCGGGGGAUGUGACACCACCCGAAGCUUAAAGAUCGACUAAAAAGGAAGGAAAAGUCCCUCCUGGGUGGAAUUCGACGUUAUGAAAAUGACCGGAGCUAUGGAAAGUGCUUUCAAACUGGCGCUGAGGAAGCCGCCCGCCCUGCGGACGGCAGAGGACUUGCACACCAUCUACUGCCACCUCUACCACAUGGAUGUCCUCUCACACCUCAGGGAGCACCAGCUAAGGUCCAUGUGCACCUCAGCCAGGUACGAGAGACACGAGGCCAACCACAUCCUCUUCUAUCCCGACAGCAUCGCCAGCUGUUGGUACAUCUUGCUGUCUGGGUCCGUCUUUGUCAAGGAGCACAUGUACCUGGCCAGGUGCUGUUUCGGCAAGCAGCUGGGGGGCAGGCGAGGCUGUGAAUGCAUCACUUUGGAGCCGUCAGAAAUGAUCGUGGUGGACAACUGCGGCGAGGGGGACGACGGGUUCCUGCACCGGGACGGCUCGCAGCGACGUUCCCGCCGGCGCUUCCGCAGGAUCAACCCCAAAGGGGAGCGGGAGUUGAUCACGGACGGGCAAGAACCCGCUGCUUACAAGGAUUAUGUCAACAACCAGCUUCCUGCCGACCUCAACAAGAUGCACUUGACGGACCACGCCCACCAGCAGGUGAUGCACGUGCCCGCCAGCCAGUCGGGCUGCAGCAUCGCCAGCGACUCGGGCAGCAGCAGCCUGUCGGACAUCUACCAGGCCACGGAGAGCGAGCUGGGCGACGUGGACCUGUCUGGCCUUCCCGAAGCUCCCGUGGACAGCGAGGACGAGGAAGAGGAGGACGAUGACCUGGAGAGAGCCUCGGACGCGCUGCUGGCCCGAGACCUUGUGCGCGAGUGUCUGGAGAAGGACCCGGCCGACCGCAACGACGACGACAUUGAGCAACUGCUGGAGUUUAUGCACCAGCUGCCGGCCUUCGCCAACAUGACCAUGUCGGUGCGUCGUGAGCUGUGCGGCGUGAUGGUCUUCGAGGUGGUAGAGCAGGCGGGCACCGUCAUUCUGCACGACAAGCAGGAGCUGGACCUGUGGUACGUCAUCCUGAACGGUGCGGUGGAGAUCGGUCGCCACGAGGGCCGGGCGGAGACGCUGUGCAUGGGCAACAGCUUCGGCAUCUCGCCCUCGCUGGACAAGCAGUUCAUGAACGGGGAGGUGCGCACCAAAGGGGACGACUGCCAGUUGGUGUGCAUCGCCCAAGAGGACUACUGGCGCAUCCUCAACCACGUGGAGAAGAACACGCACAAGGUGGAGGAGGAGGGCGAGAUCGUCAUGGUGAAGGAGCACCGCGAGCUGGAUCGAAGCGGCACCCGCAAGGGGCACAUCGUCAUCAAGGGGACCCCGGAGCGUCUGAUCAUGCAUCUGGUGGAGGAGCCCUCGGUGGUGGACCCCACCUACAUCGAGGACUUCCUGCUCACCUACCGCACCUUCGUGUCCAGCCCCUUGGAGGUGGGCAAGAAGCUGCUGCACUGGUUCCAGAUGGACACGCUUCGAGACACGGUGACCCGCAUUGUGCUGCUGUGGGUCAACAACCACUUCAAUGACUUUGAGGGCGACACGGCCAUGACGCGCUUCCUGGAAGACUUUGAGAAGCUGCUGGAAGCCACAAAAAUGAAAGGCCACCUGCGGCUACUCAACAUCGCGUGCGCUGCCAAGGCCAAGUGGCGGCAGAUCACGCUGCAGAAGGCGUCGCGUGAGUCGCCGCUCUACUUCAGCGUCCAGGGUGGCAGCGAGCGCGGCUUUGGCAUCUUUGUCGAGUCAGUGGAGGAUGGCAGCAAGGCGUUCGAGGCGGGGCUUAAACGUGGAGACCAGAUCAUGGAGAUUAAUGGGCAGAACUUUGAGAACAUCUCCUUCUCCAAAGCCGUGGACAUCCUGAGGAACAACACGCAUUUGUCCCUUACGGUCAAGACCAACAUAUUUGUCUUCAAAGAGCUCCUGAGCCGAAUAGUGCACGAGAAGAAGAACGGCGGGCCGCACAUUCCCAAGAUCCAGGAGAAGAAGGGGAACCGCUUCUCCAUCCCGGACUUGCCCGGUGACAUGGAGUUUGCCACCGACCACAAGGCCACACGCAAGAUGAAGGCCAACACGGUGUCGGGCGGCCGCAACAAGAUCCGCAAGAUGCUGGAGAAGACGCGCUUCAGCAUCCUGCCGCCCAAGCCCUUCAGGGGCCUGUUUGGUGACGGCGGCAUGGGUCAGUCUCAGGACGACAGCAUUGUGGGUACCAAACAGUGUCGGCACAGCGUGGCCAUCAUGCCCAUCCCCGGCAGCCUGUCGUCAAGCAGCCCGGACCUCCUCCAGCCCGCCACCAGUGUGCUGGACUUCUCCAACCCGGCAGCACUAGGACUGUACUACAUUCCAGACCAGGUGAUCCGGGUGUUCAAGGCCGACCAGCAGAGCUGCUACAUCAUUAUUAGCAAGGACACCACCGCCAAGGACGUGGUGGCGCACGCCGUCAACGAGUUCGGACUGACGCCGGCCGCCGAGAACUACUCGCUGUGCGAUGUGUCCGUCAGCCCCGAGGGCGUCAUCAAGCAGCGCCGCCUGCCCGACCAGCUCUCCAAGCUGGCUGACCGCAUUCAGCUUAACGGCAGGUACUACCUGAAGAACAACAUGGAGACGGAGACUCUGUGUUCGGACGAGGACGCCCAGGACCUGCUGCGCGAGAGCCACAUCUCGCUGCUGCAGCUCAGCACCAUGGAGGUGGCCGCCCAGCUCUCCAUGAGGGACUUUGAGCUCUUCAGAAACAUCGAGUCCACAGAGUACGUGGACGACCUGUUCAAGUUGGACUCGGCGGCGGCGGCGGGCGGCGGCCACUUGAAGCGCUUCGAGGAGGUCAUCAACCAGGAGACCUUCUGGGUCGCCACCGAGAUCCUCAAAGAGCCCAACGCCCUCAAGAGGAUGAAGACCGUCAAGCACUUUAUCAAGAUCGCCCUGCACUGCCAAGAGUGCAAGAACUUCAACUCCAUGUUUGCCAUCAUCAGCGGUCUGAACUUGGCCCCGGUGGCUCGCCUGCGCAGCUCGUGGGAGAAGCUGCCCAGCAAGUACGAGAAACUCUCCGGGGACCUGCAGGACGUCUUUGACCCGUCACGCAACAUGGCCAAAUACCGCAACGUCCUGAGCGGCCAGAGCAUGCAGCCACCUGUCAUCCCGCUUUUCCCCGUGGUCAAGAAGGACCUCACGUUCCUGCAUGAAGGCAACGAUUCAACGGUGGAUGGCCUGGUGAACUUCGAGAAGCUGCGGAUGAUCGCCAAGGAGAUCCGACACGUCGUCCGGAUGACGUCGGCCAACAUGGACCCCGCCCUGAUGUUCAGACAACGGAAGAAGAGGUGGAAGAGUUUAGGAUCUCUGAGUCAGGGCAGCACCAACUCCAACAUGCUGGACGUGCAGGGCGGCGGGCACAAGAAGCGUGUGCGGCGCAGCUCGCUGCUUAACGCCAAGAAGCUGUACGAGGACGCGCAAAUGGCGCGCAAGGUCAAGCAGUACCUGUCCAACCUGGCGGUGGAAACGGACGAGGACAAGCACCAGAUCAUGUCGCUGCAGUGCGAGCCCGCCUACACCACCAUUUCUAAGAAUUUGAGUGACCGGCGGUCCACCAAGUCGGACAUGUCGCCUGUGUCGCUACGGUCGGCGCUGCCCUCGGGGAAGACCCAGAACCGGGUGUCGCAGGUCCUUCAGGUGCAGGUUCCGCUCAACCCGCUACGCAAGAAGAGCACCGCCAAGGACGUCGGCCCGCCCAACUUUAGUUCCCCUCAGGUAGUCAAGAAGCCCCCCGCCAGCUCAGCAGACGAGUGGACCGCCAAGAGAGCCUCGGAAGACACGGUGUACACAAUCUCGUCCCGGCACUCCAGCCCCACCGUGUCGCCGCAGGGCUCACCGCGCAAAGGCCCGUCGGCCAAAGCUCAGACCUGCUCAGGCCAGAUAAACCUGUCGGGCUCCUCGUCGUCGUUGACCAGCGACGCCAGCACCAAAGCGAGCACCAUCAGCCUGCGCAGCUACGGCAUAGGUUAUGCGCUGCUUCCUCCGGGCAAAGCGGACAACCUGUCCGACUCCAGUCACAGCGAGAUCUCGUCUCGCUCCAGCAUCUGUUCCGUGGACUCGGUGCCUGCCCCAGGUCUGGAGGAGCGCUGUAACAGCGUUGGCGCCAGGACGUCCGUCGCAUCCGCCACUGCCGGCCCCACCGUGCCGGCUGGCGUGCCGACGCCCGAGAGCGCGGCGGCCACGCACUUAAAUGUGGACUACAGCCAGCCCGGCACCAGUUGUCCUUCUUCCGCGGCGGUGCCGGCGUCAUUUCGGGUUUACGCCACACGAGGCUCCACCUUCACGUCGUCCAUCUCCACGGAGGAACUGACACCCGACUUGGCCUCCCUGGACUCGGUGGCUGACAGCGGGCGCGGCAGUUGGACGUCCUGCUCCUCCAACUCCCAUGACUCCUUCCAGAGCCUGCCCACCUCCUCCUGCCGCCCCUGGGACCACGGCAUACAUGGGCACCCGCUGGCGCUCGCUCACCGGCUGGCCGGCGCCCCCAUCGCCGAGGCGGAUUCCGCCCGCGACUCUGAGCUGGCCAAGCAGUCGCGGCAGAGCUGGGCAUCGUCGGGAUCCUUGUCGGACACAUAUGAGGGGAAUUACGGCACCGUCAAGCGGAGGAACGCCACCGAGCAGCAGCGGGGGCUGCCUGGCUCUGCCUCUUCUGCCUCGCCGACCAAUGACGAUGGAGUGCAGAGCACAGACCCCGCCUACAAAACUGUGACAUCCAGCACGGAGAAAGGACUAAUAGUUUACUGCAUCACCUCCCCCACCAAGGACGAGCGUUACCGAGCCCCUCCUCCCACCCCUCCAGGCUACCAGGGUCUGGCUCUGGGGGACGUCAAAGAUGGCAGUGGUGGGACUGUGGCGGCAGGGGCGUCCGGGAGGCCUCCCCACCUCAGACCGCCUGACUACAGCGUGGCCAUGCAAAGGAGCAAACUCCUGCAGAGCCCCGGAGCCGCUGGCAGCCUGGCGCAGGCCCGGAGGCUUGCCGGCAGCCGCCUCGGGACAUGCGACGUGGCCGACAGCGAGGACGAGGAACAAGUUUCGGCCGUGUAGACGCGUGGACUCCACACCAAGGCACGAUCUUUGCCACCUCCUGGAACUCGUGCCUGCUUCACUUGAAAAUAAAGAACUUUUAAAAGACUUCUGACUAGGACAAAAAAAAAAGAAAAUAGUUUCACACUUUUUUAAGCUUUUAACGUUUUCUUUUUGUUUGUUUUUUUCCUCAUCAUUUUAAUUUUGCACCUCGGAGCUAGCGCCACGUUUUCCUUGGGACAUGAUGGCCAACAGAAGGAUCCCAGGAUCACUUGUGGGUCUUCUGGUGCCACCCAUGGAUCACCAGUCCCGUUAACAAGACCCCAUGUGGCUCUCCACACAGGCCCCCUUGGAACUCGUGCCUGCUUCACUUGAAAAUAAGAAACUUCAGACCAGGAAAAGAGAGAGAGAAAAGUUUUAUGCUAUUUAAGAUUUUAGCUUUUUUUAAUCAUUUGAAUUUUGCACCACAUUUUCCUCGAGACAAGACCGCCAACAGGAGUUAAGGUGAUUUGUGGAGCACUUACUGUUCUUGGAGGAAACAAAAUGGCCGCCUCAAGAAGCUAGCUAGUCGAGCGCCGUGCUACCUCCUGGACCUUUUAGGGGAUAAAAACAAUGUUUUUUUUUUAAGGCGCAAACGAAUGGAGGUAAAAAAGGUGUGUUUUGUUUACAGUGUUGAUUGGAUGAGAGCGCUAGCCCUGCCCCCUUUUUAUUUAAAUGUAAGCCAAACGGGAAGUGUAUCUCCAGUUCGUGUUGAUUGUACAGAAAAGGAUUGGUCUUCCCGACAUCCGUUGGGAAGACUUGAAAUGCUAACGUGUUGGCAUAUGUAUAAAUAAGUGAAUGCGAACGUGUGUAUAUACUUUUUUGUGGUUGUUUUUGCUGUAAAUUAAUGAUGGUGUAUAGAUUACAGACUGUGGAAUAUUUUAGAAUAUUUUGUUACCAAAAAAAAAAAAAAAAAGCAUUUUUAUUUUUUUUGCUGGCUCUUCGCUUAUGCUUCUAGUAGCUGUGCAGAUGCUGCUGCUGCUAUUGUGUGUGUGUGUGUGUGUGUGUUUAUCCCACAACACAUACGUGAAGGUUUAGACCCCCUUGCCUGGUUUCCUGGGUCUCCACAGCCCCAUUUGGGUAUCUCACAAAAUCUCUUGUGGGUCUCUUGGGUCUCCUUGGCCACCUGUGGGUAUUCUAACCCGCCACCACCGUUUUAGCACUCCUGGGCCCCUCAUGAUUCUCCUCUACCUCUGUUUGGUCUCAAGGGACCCUCCUGGACAUAUUUUGGAGCUCCGUCCCGCUGUUUCCAAGGAUCCAUUGUGGGUCUCUCCUGUCUCCGUUUUCUCAUUUGCACUCCUGGUUCUCCUCACGAGCCCCUUUAGAUUUACUGGAUCCCCUCCUGGACCUCCUCUGUUUAAUGGGUCUCUAGUAGUCUGUUUCCGUAGGAUUAUUUGGAUCCAUUGUGUAUCUACACAAUGGCACUCCACAUGGUCCCAAUGUGGGUCUCCUGGACCUCUGGCGUGCCUUCUUGGCCCCUACUAGUUGUUUAAGUCAUCUGUCUGAUCUCCUAGAUCACAUGUUUCAAACUCAAGGCCCGGGGGCCAAAUCUGGCCCGCUACGUCAUUUUAUGGGGCCUGCGAAAGCAAAUUAGGUGCAACUUCCAUGAUUUUAAAAUCUGCACCAAAAUUUCAAGCAUUUUGUUGGUUACCAAACCCCUCUUUUACACUAACUUGAACAAUAGCUGAACAAACUAUUAUCCUUGAAUUGUGAUUUCAAAACUAGUUAUCCAUCAAUUUGCUGUGAGCAAUAAAACAUUUAGAUGGUUUCAUAAUCAUAAUGGCCCUCUGAGAGAAACCGUAACUACAAUGUGGCCCGCAAUAAAAAUGACUUUGACACCACUGUCCUAGAUCUUUCAAGGGUGUUCUCGGACCUCCUGGGAGCCCACCAUGGGUGUCUCGACACCCAUUUUUUGAGUUUCCUUGGCAAAACCCUUGUCACAUAGAUAUCUUUGAGUAGGUCCCCUGGUCGUCUGUUUUUGCACAACUUCACUCCUCACAUUAUAAACCAUGUGUCAGUAUUAAAUAACUCUCCUCAGGUGUGAACUCGUUUUGUACAGUCAAUUAAGGAUUUUCAAACCUUGGUUUAGUGUUCCUGCCCCUCCAUUUUAGUCCCCCGCUCAGAUACAACAAGCGAUGUGAAUGAGAAGCGAUGAUGAGGAUGCACAAUAAGAUGUAAAGGUGAGUGUUUGCUGCACAAAUAACGUCCCGUGUUUGUUUAAGUGGCACUCGUCUUGUUGCUGUUUUUUUUUUUUUUUUAUGUCUUUUACAAAGACGACUCCAUUUCGGCCUUGUACGCUUUGUAUAUGUAUAUUUUUUACCGGUGGAUUGUACAUAGUUGUUCUAUUUUUGUUUAAGAGGAUGUGAACAAAGGAUUUAAACAAAGAAGAAGAAAGGACAUUUUAUUUCCUUUUAAGUCUACUGAUAAGAACUUGGACAGUGAAUAAAAUUCUAAAAUGGAAACAUG